Messenger RNA from Boleophthalmus pectinirostris (great blue-spotted mudskipper), 2187 nucleotides. It is a transcript of the gene nlgn4xa, whose product is annotated as neuroligin 4 X-linked a. Lineage: Eukaryota; Metazoa; Chordata; Actinopteri; Gobiiformes; Gobiidae. Gene Ontology annotation, molecular function: signaling receptor activity; neurexin family protein binding. The record is from RefSeq and is a predicted model, not a curated record. Gene Ontology annotation, cellular component: postsynaptic specialization membrane; synapse; cell surface. Gene Ontology annotation, biological process: synaptic vesicle endocytosis; postsynaptic membrane assembly; chemical synaptic transmission.
CCGCAGUACCUGGAGGAUCGUUUUUUGCUGAACGACAUGAUGCCCGUUUGGUUCACGGCCAACCUGGAUACAGUGGUCCAGUACGUGCAGGACCAGAGCGAGGACUGCCUCUACCUGAACGUCUACGUGCCCACGGAGGAUGAUAUCCACGAUGAGAACGGGCUGAAGCCGGUCAUGGUUUACAUUCACGGGGGAUCGUACCUGGAGGGCACCGGGAAUAUGAUCGAUGGAAGUAUUUUAGCGAGUUACGGGAACGUCAUCGUCAUCACGCUCAACUACAGACUCGGAGUACUGGGUUUCCUGAGCACCGGGGAUCAGGCGGCGAAGGGGAACUACGGGCUCCUGGACCAGAUCCAGGCCCUGCGCUGGAUCAAGGAAAACAUCCAGGCGUUUAACGGAGACCAGAGAGUCACCAUCUUUGGAUCUGGAGCUGGAGCCUCCUGUGUCAGUCUCCUCACACUGUCCCACUACUCUGAACACAUGUUCCAGAAGGCGAUUAUCCAGAGCGGGACGGCGUUGUCCAGCUGGGCGGUGAACUACCAACCGGCCAAAUACACUCGAGCUUUGGCCGAGCGCGUCGGCUGUAACAUGCUGGACUCCAUCGACCUGGUGGAGUGUUUACAAAAUAAAAACUACAAAGAACUCAUCGAGCAGUACGUGACUCCCGCCAAGUACCACAUCGCCUUCGGCCCGGUCAUCGACGGAGACGUGAUCCCCGACGAUCCGCAAAUCCUCAUGGAGCAGGGCGAGUUCCUCAACUACGACAUCAUGCUCGGGGUCAACCAGGGCGAGGGCUUCAAGUUCGUGGACGGGAUCGUGGACAGCGAAGACGGCGUGUCCGCGAACGAUUUCGAUUUCGCCGUUUCGGAUUUUGUCGACCACUUGUACGGUUACCCAGAAGGCAAAGACACGCUGCGAGAGACGAUCAAGUUCAUGUACACGGAUUGGGCGGAUAAGGAGAACCCGGAAACGCGCAGGAAAACUUUGGUGGCGUUGUUCACGGAUCAUCAGUGGGUGGCGCCGGCGGUGGCCACGGCAGAUUUGCACGCGCAGUACGGGUCGCCGACUUAUUUCUACGCGUUUUACCACCACUGCCAGAGCGACAUGAAGCCGAGCUGGGCGGACGCGGCGCACGGAGACGAGGUCCCGUACGUGUUUGGGAUUCCCAUGAUCGGACCCACGGAUCUGUUCAACUGCAACUUCUCCAAGAACGACGUGAUGCUCAGCGCCGUCGUCAUGACCUACUGGACCAACUUCGCCAAAACCGGGGAUCCAAACCAGCCCGUACCGCAGGACACGAAGUUCAUUCACACCAAACCGAAUCGCUUCGAGGAGGUCGCCUGGACGAAGUAUAACCCCAAGGACCAGCUCUACCUCCACAUCGGACUAAAACCACGAGUCCGAGAUCACUACAGAGCCACCAAGGUCGCGUUUUGGCUGGAACUGGUCCCGCAUUUGCACAACAUCAACGAAUUCUUUCAGUACGUCUCCACUACCACCAAAAUCCCGCCGCAGGAAACCACGCCUUACUCUUACACGAAGCGGUUUUCCGGUAAAAACCCUUGGCCGUCCACUACGAGACACCCGGGAGUUCCGUCCGCGAAUACAAAACAGACCACGGAUCAACGGAAAAGCACGCUGGAAAACUUGGACGCCGGCGAAGAGAUGUACAUCGUCCGGAAAAGCGACUACUCGACCGAACUCAGCGUGACGGUCGCGGUCGGGGCGUCUCUUUUGUUUUUAAACAUUUUAGCGUUCGCGGCGCUGUAUUACAAAAAGGACAAGCAGCGCCACGAGACCAACCGGCGCGUGCCCACCCCGCAGCGCAACUCGGCGGCGAACCCGGCGAGCAACCCGACGCAGGUGGCGACGACGGCCAACGACGUGGCGCACCUGCAGAGCGAGGAGCUGAUGUCGCUGCAGAUGAAGCAACAGCAGCUGGAGCACGACCACCACCACGAGUGCGAGUCCAUGCAGAGUCACGACACGCUGCGGCUAACGUGCCCGCCGGAUUACACGCUGACUCUGCGACGCUCGCCGGACGACAUUCCGCUAAUGACGCCCAGCACCAUAACCAUGAUUCCCAACUCGCUAGCUAGCAUCCAGCCGCUGCACAAUUUCAAUACGUUCGGAGGAAGCCAAAACAGUACCAACUUACCACACGGGCACUCGACUACGCGGGUAUAG